This is a messenger RNA of Ceutorhynchus assimilis (cabbage seed weevil), 1447 nucleotides long. The record is from the annotation of a GenBank genome assembly. NCBI's taxonomy places the organism in Eukaryota, Metazoa, Arthropoda, Insecta, Coleoptera, Curculionidae.
CCGACCCAUCUCUACCACAGAUGUUUGUCCCUUGCCGCCAUAUUGAAUUAAUAUCUUUAAUCUGAAUUUUAUUUUUUCUUCUGAUUUUAUCUUUGGAUUUUAUAGAUGCUUAUAACAAAUAAUGGAUAUACGAAAUUUGGAUGGAAGUAGGGUCAAAUUGGCAUUGGAGACUCUUCAUGCAGAAAGUCAAGAUUUCCUAUAUUCCAUUACCAAAGUACCCGAACUACCAUGCUCCAAAAUAUACCACGAUUCAUGGCCCUUCGACUUUUUAAGGGAUUACGUUUCGAAAAAUUUUCCCGUUCUAAUCAAAGGUGGCUGUAAUGACUGGGCAGCAGUGAAAAAAUGGAAUUCUGAAUAUUUCAAAGAACAUUUUUCAGAAAAAGAUGUUGUUGUGACAUUAACUCCAAAUGGAUAUGCUGACGGUGUUGCAAAUUAUGAGGGACAGGAUUAUUUUUUUUUGCCCGAGGAAAAAACAAUGAAAUUUGGGAACUUUUUGAAGACUUUGCAAGAAAAAAAGGAAAGUUAUGUGACCUACAUACAGCAACAAAAUUCAAAUUUAACUCAGCACUUUAGCGAGUUCAUGGGAGAUGUACAGGAAGAAUUUCAUUGGGCUUCCAAAGCUUUCAAUAAAAAACCUGAUGCUGUCAAUUUUUGGAUGGGAGACGAAAGAGCAGUUACAAGCAUGCACAAAGAUCCCUACGAAAACAUCUACUGCGUCAUUGACGGCCACAAAGAUUUCCUCCUUAUACCGCCUGUUGACUUACCUUAUGUGCCUUAUAAAAACUACCCUGUUAAAAAAUAUGAAAACGUCCAACCCGGAGGUUCGUUCGACCUAGAAUCAAAUCCACAAGAAAAUAAUAUAUUCUGGAUAGCUGCGGACCCAUUGAAUGGCAACUUACUCGAAAUUUAUCCAGAUUUUUUUGUUACAGCCAGGCAAUUCCACGUUCGAGUGGAAAAAGGGGAUGUUUUAUAUUUGCCAAGUUUCUGGUUUCAUCACGUUAGGCAAAGCCACAAAUGCAUAGCUGUGAAUUAUUGGUACGAUAUAGACUAUAAUGAUCCAAAAUAUUGUUACUACAGAAUGUUGGCUAGUUUGUGCGAUAAAGAUAAAUUCAUUUAAAAAUAAAUAAAAUAUUAACUAAAAACUAAAUAAAAACAUACGAAAUAUUAAAAAUGCUACAUUUUGUCUUUUAACAUGGUGUUCGACUUUUCUCAGACUCAGCUCCAACUAGCUUUAUAAGGGUAUCUGUCGAUAUGGAUUUAGGUCUUUCAAUGGGCAAACCGAGAGCACGAUCCCAUACAAGUGAAGAUAAUACUCCAAGGGCUCUGGAGACUCCAAAAAGUACAGUGUAAUAAUUAGUUUCUCUCAUUCCAUAAUGCUGGAAAGAACAAUUUACAUUUUCUUUAGAAAAGUGAAAGUUUUGUAUGGAAACAGGAACAGUGUGAUAUG